Molecule: messenger RNA, 6609 nt
Organism: Tachyglossus aculeatus (Australian echidna)
Lineage: Eukaryota; Metazoa; Chordata; Mammalia; Monotremata; Tachyglossidae
Gene: PLXNA1
Product: plexin A1
Exons: 32
Coding region: 383-6043 (1886 amino acids)
Biological process (GO): positive regulation of axonogenesis; negative regulation of cell adhesion; regulation of cell migration
Cellular component (GO): semaphorin receptor complex
Molecular function (GO): protein binding; semaphorin receptor activity
Source: RefSeq, a predicted model, not a curated record
GUGUGUGUGUGUUUCGAGCGCUCUCCCUGGGAAGUCAGAUCGAGGCUGGAGUUCCACUGGAACCCUGCGCUGCAUUCCAUUCCAUUCAUGCUGGGCAGCGGCAGCAAGCAGGCACGGAACCCUGACUUGCAAAAGAGGGGAGGGAGAUAGGGUGGUUUGGUGGCGAAGGAGAGGAAGCAGCAGCUGAAGGAGGUGGUGGUGGUGGUGCUAGUGGUGUGUGGAAUUUAAUUAUGGCUGGCACCUUCGAAGCAAGCUCCGAUCCAGGCUGGCUGACCGGACUGCCCCUGGCCGCAGCCCCCUAAAUGAGGAGCCUCGUGGGACCCGAGGAGCUCGCGGACCAUUAGCCCCUUCCUGCCGCUGCGCCCCCAGCCCCAUCGCAGUCAUGCGGCCACACUCCCCCUGCUCGGCUCUCUACGCGUGGACCUUCUUGCUCCUGGGAUGCCUGUGGCCGGCCGGCCGCGGCGGCCGGCAGCCUCCGUUCCGGACCUUCCCAGUGAGCGACUGGAGCCUGGCCCACCUGGUCGUGCACAACAAGACGGGGGAGGUCUACGUGGGAGCAGUCAACCGGAUAUACAAGCUGUCCAGCAACCUGACCCUGCUGCGCACCCAUGUGACGGGGCCCGUGGACGACAACGAGAAGUGCUACCCACCCCCCAGCGUCCAGUCCUGCCCGCACGGCCUGGUGACCACCAACAACGUCAACAAACUGCUGCUGGUGGACUACGCCGAGAACCGCUUGAUCGCCUGCGGCAGUGCCUCUCAGGGGAUCUGCCAGUUCCUGCGGCUGGAUGACCUGUUCAAGCUGGGGGAGCCCCACCACCGCAAGGAACACUACUUGUCCAGCGUCAACGAGUCGGGCACCAUGUCCGGGGUGAUCAUCGAGGUGCCCGAUGGGCAUGACAAGCUGUUCGUCGGCACACCCAUCGAUGGCAAGUCCGAGUAUUUCCCCACUCUGUCCAGCCGGAAGCUGAUGGAGAAUGAGGAGAAUGCCGAGAUGUUCGGCUUUGUUUAUCAGGACGAGUUUGUCUCCUCCCAGCUCAAGAUCCCCUCGGACACCCUCUCCAAGUUUCCUGCCUUUGACAUCUACUACAUCUACAGCUUCAGCAGCGAGCAGUUUGUCUACUACCUGACUCUGCAACUCGACACUCAGCUGACCUCUCCCGACUCCACGGGGGAGCAGUUCUUCACCUCCAAGAUCGUUCGCCUCUGCGUGGAUGACCCCAAGUUCUACUCCUACGUGGAGUUUCCCAUCGGCUGUGUGCAGGGCGGGGUGGAGUACCGGCUGGUUCAGGACGCCUACCUGAGCAAACCGGGCAGAGCCCUGGCCCGCCAGCUGGGGGUCUCCGAGCACGAGGACAUCCUCUUCACCGUCUUUGCCCAGGGCCAGAAGAACCGGGUGAAACCCCCCAAGGAGUCAGUCCUCUGCCUCUUCACCCUCAAGAAAAUCAAAGACAAGAUCAAGGAACGGAUCCAGUCGUGUUAUCGGGGCGAAGGCAAGCUCUCCCUUCCGUGGCUUCUCAAUAAGGAACUGGGAUGCAUUAAUUCGCCCUUGCAGAUCGAUGACAACUUCUGUGGGCAGGACUUUAACCAGCCCCUCGGUGGCACGGUUACCAUCGAGGGCACCCCACUCUUUGUGGACAAGGAGGAUGGCAUGACCUCAGUAGCUGCCUAUGACUAUCGGGGCCACACUGUGGUGUUUGCUGGGACCCGGAGUGGUCGGAUCAAAAAGAUCCUGGUGGAUUUGUCCAGCCCUGGAGGGCACCCGGCUCUGCAGUACGAGAAUGUGGUCGCCCACGAAGGCAGCUCCAUCCUGAGAGACCUGGUGCUAAGUCCCAACCGGCAAUAUAUCUAUGCCAUGACAGAGAAACAGGUGACUCGUGUCCCCGUGGAGAGCUGUGAGCAGUACAAGACCUGUGAACUGUGUCUGGGCUCCAGGGACCCCCACUGUGGGUGGUGUGUCCUGCAUAACAUCUGCUCAAGGAAGGAUCGCUGCGAGCGGGCAGAUGAGCCGCAGCGCUUUGCUUCUGACCUGCUCCAGUGUGUCCAGCUCACAGUGCGGCCCAGGAAUAUCUCCGUCACCAUGUCUGAAGUGCCGCUGGUUCUCCAGGCCUGGAAUGUCCCUGAUCUUUCAGCUGGAGUGAACUGUUCUUUUGAAGAUUUUACGGAGUCAGAGAGCCGUAUCGAAGAUGGAAAGAUCCACUGCAGCUCUCCAUCAUCCAAGGAUGUCAUCCCUAUCACCAGGGGUCAAGGGGACAAGAGGGUUGUGAAGCUUUAUCUGAAAUCUAAAGAAACAGGGAAGAAAUUUGCCGCCGUGGAUUUUGUCUUCUAUAACUGCAGCGUUCACCAAUCCUGCCUGUCGUGUGUGAAUGGCUCCUUCCCCUGCCACUGGUGUAAGUACCGCCACAUCUGCACCCACAAUGUUGCCGACUGCUCCUUCCAGGAAGGCCGGGUCAACAUGUCUGAGGACUGCCCACAGAUCCUCCCCUCCACCCAGAUCUACGUGCCUGUGGGUGUGGUGAAACCCAUCACCCUUGCAGCCAAGAAUCUGCCCCAGCCGCAGUCGGGGCAGCGAAACUACGAGUGCAUCUUCCACAUCCCUGGAAACCCCGCUCGGGUCACGGCGCUGCGAUUCAACAGCACCAGCAUCCAGUGCCAGAACACGUCGUAUUCCUAUGAAGGCAAUGACAUCAGUGACCUCCCUGUGAACCUCUCAGUGGUGUGGAAUGGCAACUUUGUUAUCGACAACCCCCAAAAUAUCCAGGCCCAUCUGUACAAGUGCUCAGCCCUCCGUGAGAGCUGUGGCCUCUGCCUCAAGGCGGAUCCCCGCUUUGAGUGCGGCUGGUGUGUGGCAGAGAGACGCUGCUCUCUGCGGCACCACUGUCUGGCCCCCGAGAUCAGCUGGAUGCAUGCCAGCAAUGGCAACAGUCGCUGCACCGACCCCAAGAUCCUCAAGCUGUCUCCUGAAACGGGCCCCCGUCAGGGUGGGACCCGGCUCACCAUCAUCGGUGAGAACCUGGGACUGAAGUUUGAGGAUGUGAGGCUGGGCGUGCGUGUAGGGAAAGUGCUGUGCAGCCCCAUCGAAAGCCAAUACAUCAGUGCUGAACAGAUCGUCUGUGAAAUUGGCGAUGCCAGCUCUAGUCGGGCCCAUGAUGCCCAGGUGGAGGUGUGUGUGCGGGACUGUUCCCCCAACUACAGAGCCAUGUCUCCGAGGCGCUUUACGUUUGUGACCCCCACCUUUUACCGCGUCAGCCCGGCCCGCGGCCCGCUCUCCGGAGGCACCUGGAUUGGCAUUGAGGGCAAUCAUCUGAAUGCGGGCAGUGAUGUCUCUGUCACUAUUGGGGGACGACCCUGCACCUUCUCAUGGAGGAAUGCUCGAGAGAUCCGGUGCCGCACCCCACCGGGACAGAGCCCUGGUGGCUCCCCCAUCAUCAUCAACAUCAACCGGGCAGAACUCAUCAAUUCCGAGGUCAAGUACAACUACACGGAGGAUCCCACCAUCCAGAAGAUUGACCCCGAAUGGAGCAUCAACAGUGGCGGAACCCUUCUCACCGUGACAGGAACCAAUCUGGCCACAAUCAGGGAACCUCGGAUCCGAGCCAAGUACGGCAGUGCCGAGCGGGAGAAUAACUGCAUUGUGUACAAUGACACCACCAUGGUGUGCCUGGCGCCCUCCAUCAACAACCCCACCCGCAGCCCCCCGGAGAUGGGUGAUCGGCCAGACGAGCUGGGCUUUGUCAUGGACAAUGUGCAGUCCCUGCUCAUUGUCAACACCACCAACUUUCUCUACUACCCGGAUCCUGUCUUUGAGCCUCUCAGUCCCUCAGGAAUCCUGGAGCUCAAACCCAGCUCACCCCUCAUUCUCAAGGGCCGGAAUUUGCUUCCUCCAGCAUCCGGGAACUCCCGACUCAACUAUACAGUGCUCAUUGGUGCCACACCUUGUGUUCUGACCAUCUCUGAGACCCAGCUCCUCUGCGAAUCGCCAAACCUCACCGGCCAGCAUAAAGUCACGAUCAAGGCAGGCGGCUUUGAGUUCUCUCCAGGGAUGCUGCAGGUGUACUCGGACAGCCUGCUGACCCUGCCGGCCAUCAUCGGCAUCGGGGGAGGUGGGGGCCUCCUCCUGCUCAUCAUCAUCAUUGUCCUCAUCGCCUACAAACGCAAGUCCCGGGAUGCCGACCGCACCCUCAAACGCCUCCAGUUACAGAUGGACAAUCUAGAGUCUCGAGUGGCCCUGGAAUGCAAAGAAGCCUUUGCGGAGCUGCAGACUGACAUCCAUGAGUUGACCAAUGACUUGGAUGGAGCAGGCAUCCCCUUCUUGGACUAUCGCACCUAUGCCAUGAGGGUCCUUUUUCCAGGGAUUGAGGACCACCCAGUGCUGAAGGAGAUGGAGGUGCAGGCCAAUGUGGAAAAGUCCUUAACACUUUUUGGGCAGCUCCUGACCAAGAAGCAUUUCCUGUUGACCUUCAUCCGCACCCUGGAGGCCCAACGUAGCUUCUCCAUGCGUGACCGGGGCAAUGUAGCCUCGCUCAUCAUGACCGCCCUGCAGGGCGAGAUGGAGUAUGCCACAGGUGUCCUGAAGCAGCUCCUUUCUGAUCUCAUUGAGAAGAACCUGGAGAGCAAGAAUCACCCCAAGCUGCUCCUGAGGAGAACUGAGUCAGUGGCAGAGAAGAUGCUGACCAAUUGGUUCACGUUCCUGCUGUACAAGUUUCUCAAGGAGUGUGCAGGAGAGCCACUGUUCAUGUUGUACUGUGCCAUCAAGCAGCAGAUGGAGAAAGGCCCCAUCGAUGCCAUCACAGGCGAGGCUCGCUACUCCCUGAGCGAAGACAAGCUCAUCCGUCAGCAGAUCGACUACAAAAUGCUGACCCUGAACUGUGUGAAUCCCGAAAAUGAGAAUGCUCCUGAGAUCCCUGUAAAGGUUCUGAACUGCGACACCAUCACCCAGGUGAAGGAGAAGCUCCUGGAUGCCGUGUAUAAGGGAGUCCCCUACUCCCAGAGGCCCAAGGCUGGGGAUAUGGAUCUGGUAGAAUGGCGCCAGGGCAGGAUGGCCAGAAUCAUCCUACAAGAUGAAGACGUGACCACCAAAAUAGACAAUGACUGGAAGAGGCUCAACACCCUGGCUCACUAUCAGGUGACGGAUGGCUCUUCAGUGGCACUGGUGCCUAAACAGAACUCGGCCUACAACAUAUCCAACUCCUCUACCUUCACCAAGUCACUCAGCAGAUAUGAGAGCAUGCUGAGAACCGCCAGCAGCCCUGACAGCCUGCGCUCUCGGACCCCUAUGAUUACCCCUGACUUGGAGAGUGGCACCAAGCUCUGGCACCUGGUGAAGAACCACGACCACAUGGACCAACGGGAGGGGGAUCGAGGCAGCAAGAUGGUCUCUGAGAUCUAUCUGACUCGCCUGUUGGCUACAAAGGGAACCUUGCAGAAGUUUGUGGAUGACCUCUUUGAGACCAUCUUCAGCACUGCCCACCGGGGCAGCGCCCUCCCUCUUGCAAUCAAAUACAUGUUCGACUUUCUUGAUGAGCAAGCAGACAAGCAUCAGAUCAAUGACUAUGAUGUCCGGCACACCUGGAAGAGCAACUGUCUACCUCUGCGUUUUUGGGUGAACGUGAUUAAGAAUCCCCAGUUCGUGUUUGACAUUCACAAGAACAGUAUUACGGAUGCCUGCCUCUCUGUGGUGGCCCAGACUUUCAUGGACUCGUGCUCCACCUCUGAGCAUAAGCUGGGCAAGGACUCUCCCUCCAACAAGCUGCUGUACGCCAAGGACAUCCCCAACUACAAGAGCUGGGUGGAGAGGUAUUACGCAGAUAUUGCAAAGAUGCCAGCAAUCAGUGACCAGGACAUGAGUGCAUACCUGGCAGAACAGUCACGGUUACACCUGAGCCAGUUCAACAGCAUGAGUGCUCUGCAUGAGAUUUACUCGUACAUCACUAAGUACAAGGAUGAGAUUUUAGCUGCUUUGGAGAAGGACGAGCAGGCACGGAGGCAGCGGCUGCGGAGCAAGCUGGAGCAGGUGAUCGACACGAUGGCUCUGAGCAGCUGAAAAGGCCAGGGAGGCCUUGGUGACUUUUCCUAGCAGUGGACUCUGAGAGAGAGAGAGAGAGAGAGGCCAACAGAGGUGGCAGCGAUGGCAGCAGCAUUCUCAGGGGCCAGGGAGGGGAAGCCCACAAGGCCCCUUCCUGAAACACUGAACACCGGCAAGCAACAAAAAUGAUCUGCCAGGAGAGGACUAUCAUAUAAAGAGAGACUUCUCUGAGGAGUGAAGUAGGACAUGGCCUGAAAAGAGCCAAGGAGCAAGGCCAGGCCCUCCUGGCAGGCCCUGGCCCAGACUCCUCUCUUCAUUCAAUUGUAUUUAUUGAGCGUUUACUGUGUGCAAAGCACUGUACUAAGCGCUUGGGAGAGUACAAAGUGACAAUAAACAGACACAUUCCCUGCCCUCUCUGAUCCAGGCCAAGAUGGGAGGUCCCGGGGCUGCCUGCAUUCCCUUCUAGGACAAUGUUUUCAUUUGGUUAUUAUGUGGUUGGCUUCCUGUUUUCCCUUUUCCACCCCCUCUCAUGUCGGUUUUUGGUUUGGAUUUGUCCAAAUGGGAUUAUAUUCUUCCUCUACCAA